Messenger RNA from Botrytis porri, 510 nucleotides. RefSeq lists its product as uncharacterized. Lineage: Eukaryota; Fungi; Ascomycota; Leotiomycetes; Helotiales; Sclerotiniaceae. The transcript has 2 exons. Bases 1 to 510 code for a protein of 169 amino acids. The record is from RefSeq and is a predicted model, not a curated record.
AUGAUCGACUCAAGAUUAUGCGAAGAAUUCGAGAAGAUGGAUGCUCCACAGCUCCGAAAUCUUCUCAAGCUGGUCUGCGACAACAAAGGCUUUACUUUGAAGCACCGUCAUGGAAAGCUUUUUAUCAAGCCAGAAAAGGUAUUCUUCUGGGUCGAUGGCUUUCACGACGGUAAGCCUAGACUUAUUGACUUUGGGGACUGCGAUAACUACAAGGAAGGAGAAAAGGAUGUUGGAAUCGAAUUUGUCGACGCGCCGAUCAAGUCCAAGUACGAAAUUCAUGAAUUGGUCAAAGCCAACCAGAGAAAACAUCCGGGCAAAAGCCCCACGAUGUUUAAAUGCGAGAACUGUCAUAAUUACUUCUGUAUCAACAACAACCCGUCCAAUGACUGCCUAUGGCAUCCAGGCCAAAGAACAACGGAUCUUGACGAUGUCAUAUGGGAAGAUCAUGAUCCGAAUAAAGACGGAGCAAUUGAAUCUCUUGUUGAUCAUCCGGACUUCGAGGAUCGUUAG